AGUGUCUAGUGCCUGGCUGCGUAAGCUCUUGGCAGUUGCCGUGCGAGUCUUGUCAUGCCAGCUGCUCCAUACCCUCAGUGUUUCAUGGCUAAAUCUAUUCGUCGAACACUUGGUGUUCACUAGAGAAGUAGAAUGUCUGAUCACAAAACGACUGGACUGAUGAGCGAUCAACUUUCGAAAUCGACUUCAAUAUUCGGCAUUCGCUUAUGGGUUGUUGUUGGUGUCUGUGUAGGAGCCGCCAUUGUGCUCUUCCUCUUCCUUAUCUCUCUCUGGUUGGCCUCCAAGCGUUCGAAGAAGCAAAACUCGUCAUCUCAUGGACCAAAAAUCCCAAUCGUCUCCAAAGAGAUCCAAGAAGUCAAAAUCGACACCAAUUUGGAAACCCAGCCCGACCCAUUUCCUGAACCGGAACAGGUGACCGGAAUUGAGCGGCAGGCGUUGCUUCUCAAGCCAGGAGAGGAGAGCCCGAUGGGAUAUCACGGGAUUCAGAUAGAGAUUGGUAAGGACCAUCGGAUUUCGUAUCCUGGGUCGAGUGGAGAGUCACGUGGUGGCGGUGAUCAGGUGGCGAUGGUGGUACCUGAAGUCUCUCAUUUGGGUUGGGGGCAUUGGUACACUCUGCGUGAGCUUGAAGAGGCCACAAAUGGAUUCACUGCUGAGAAUGUGAUAGGUGAAGGCGGUUAUGGCAUUGUGUAUCAUGGUGUAUUAGCAGAUAGCACUGACGUUGCUGUCAAAAACUUGCUGAACAACAGGGGACAAGCGGAGAGGGAAUUCAAAGUAGAGGUAGAAGCCAUUGGACGAGUUCGGCAUAAGAAUUUAGUUAGAUUGCUUGGUUACUGCGCUGAAGGAGCUCAUAGGAUGCUUGUAUAUGAGUAUGUAAACAAUGGAAACUUAGAGCAAUGGCUUCAUGGGGAUGUAGGGCCUUGCAGUCCUCUUUCUUGGGAGAUUCGAAUGAAUAUAAUCCUAGGAACUGCAAAAGGGUUAACUUACCUUCAUGAAGGACUUGAACCCAAAGUAGUUCACCGGGACAUAAAAUCAAGCAACAUUCUACUCGACAAACAGUGGAAUUCCAAGGUUUCAGACUUCGGCCUUGCCAAACUACUUGGCUCUGAGAGUAACUACAUCACAACCCGUGUCAUGGGAACUUUUGGCUAUGUUGCUCCUGAGUAUGCAAGCACAGGCAUGUUGAAUGAAAGAAGUGAUGUGUAUAGUUUUGGGAUUCUUAUUAUGGAGCUUAUUUCUGGGAGGAACCCAGUUGAUUAUAGCCGCCCUCCUGAGGAGGUGAACUUAGUUGACUGGAUUAAGAAGAUGGUUACUAAUAGGAAUCCAGAUGGAGUGUUGGAUCCAAAGUUACCUGAAAAGCCUACUUCAAGGGCAUUAAAACGAGCUCUUCUUGUAGCUUUACGUUGCGUGGACCCAAAUGCACAAAAGCGACCAAAGAUGGGCCAUGUUGUACAUAUGCUUGAAGCUGAUGUAUCUCCAUUCAAAGACGAUCAUAGAGCUGGAAAAGACGCAGGACAUUCAAACCAUAAUGGUUUGAAGGAUGGAGCGUCAGGUGAUCCUAGUGGUUGUGAUAGUGGGCAAGCCAGUGAGUCAAGAUGAUAUCACCACUUGAGCCAAGCUGUACUGAGCCCGUCAUAUGAGAACAUAUCUUUCAGUGGAUAGACCAGAUGCUCGGCUGCUAUUCGACAUCAGCAUUCUUUCAGAUUAUUUGUAGCUUCUAUAUCUGCCAUUCACACGUUCAAAAGAAAAAGAAGAUUCAGUUCGAUCAUUGUAACCAUGGCCUUCCCCAAAAGAAAUGAGCGUGAGGUCUGUCAUGUAUCCCAUUGCAUUAUUGUUUCUUCAACUCGACAAUUGUUGAAUGAGUUCAGUUUUUGCUAAUAACACGCGUGGAUUGUUAAAAUCACCAUUGUGGCACAUGAUUAAACCUAGUGAUGUAAUAAAUAUGUGAACAGAUAUCAGUGAAUUAAUGUCAAUUUUUUACCGUAUUCAACA
Molecule: messenger RNA, 1989 nt
Organism: Tripterygium wilfordii
Lineage: Eukaryota; Viridiplantae; Streptophyta; Magnoliopsida; Celastrales; Celastraceae
Product: probable serine/threonine-protein kinase At1g01540
Exons: 7
Coding region: 133-1596 (487 amino acids)
Biological process (GO): protein phosphorylation
Molecular function (GO): ATP binding; protein kinase activity
Source: RefSeq, a predicted model, not a curated record